AUGGAAAAUAGUUCGUGCAAACAAGAAAUGGAGGAUCCAGAUUAUCAGUCUGCCGGCAGUAAUCAACGGGAACGAGAGCGAAGAAUUCUGACCUCAAGACAGCGAGAUGCAAAGGAACAAACUAUUCAAAAGAUCGAUAAAAUAAUUCGACAGCAGUUCGCUCUGGAAAUACAUCUCAAGGAAAGAGAGAUUGAAGUGAUUGACGAUAGAAUCGGUCAUGCUAAAGCCAUGUUAGAUAAGCUGAGAGCGUGCGUGCUGGCAAGGUAUUACGGCUCAUCCGAAAGCAGAGGAAACCAAUCUAGAAAUCGUUCUCAUUUCAAGAACGAGGGAUGUGAUCGAAGAAAGUCUGGUAGGCAUCUUGCAAAACGAGUCGACUUUCAAAGGAUUCCAGACAACAGAAAUCCCACUAAAGAAACGAUCAGUUCAACAAGAAAUGUUAAGUCAGAAGUAAGGGAGACUUUGGAAGUUAAGAAAUCAGAGGCCUUUGAGACAACAACAAGUACUGAUGAUCAACUUGUUGGCAGUAGGAAUCAAAUUGUCGACGUUGUACUUCACACGAAACAAGAGAAUUGUAGCACUACUCAAAAUGGAACAAUUGCAUCUGGAGAACCUGCUCUCUUGAAUCAGAUCGUGAAGGAAGAUCAUUCUGAUAAAUCAAACCCCGAAACACGCAAUGGAAUCACUCAAAACUGUUUAGAGAGUAGUACAAGUCAAGAAAACCCACCAAUUGCAACAGCAAGCGUUUCAUAUGCAACGCCCAUGAUUGUUGCUAGCGCUGGAUCGCGAUUUUAUGUCAAAAAGCGAAUCAUUGUUGGGAACACAUCAAAGUACAUAUCGUUAGACAGGCGGGAGGAUAACGACAAAUCGACCCACAAGUGGAUGGUGUAUGUUCGAGGUCCACCCGAAGAUCCGCACAUUGAUCGAUUUGUAAAGAAAGUGUGGUUCUUUCUUCACCCGAGUUAUCGUCCGAACGACAUAGUGGAAGUCAACAAGCCUCCUUUUCAUUUGACCAGAAGAGGUUGGGGAGAAUUUACAGUCCGUGUUCAGCUACAUUUUGUUGACCCCAGGAACAAGAGAGUUGACAUCUUUCACGAACUUAAGUUAGACAGAACCUAUACAGGACUUCAGACAUUAGGCUCCGAAACUGUUGUGGACUUGGAGCUGGAUCGUAGGACGAUCAAAGAUAAUUAUAUACCAGCUUCUGUAGAAAGUGUUUCUGAAAAACUUCCCACUGUUUCUUCAUAUGCGCAUAAAGAGCAUGCUGAUGAUGCACUUAGGAACACCCCGAGAGACCUUCAGAUCAGCAGAAAUCAGCUUCAACAUGAAACGCUUCCGACAGUUAGAAAAUUUUCGGACACAUCAGGAAUGUCAUCACAAUAUCCUCAACUGAAAAAAGUGAAGUUGGAAUCAGUCUCCGCGGGUUCAUCAGCAAUUUCUUCCGCAGUGUCAUCACCCGUUAACAGUCAGCCAUCAUCGAGGUGUGGCAGCCCAGAGCUAAUUUCCGGACAGAACCAGUUCACGGAAGAAGUUAAAGAACAGUUGAGGAAACUUUUGAAAGAACACCCCUUGAUUGAUCCUGCAAGAAACGUCGUGAAGCACCAUUAUUGUGCUGCCACUUCGGAACAGUUUCUUGGUUGGAAUAUUGGUAAGAGAAGAGCCUGUGAGUGGCAGAGGGCAGCAGCUGUAAGGCGCCGUAUAUUAAGCUCGAUGCCUUUAUGUAAGCUCAGUAUCAAAGAUAUCUUAGUCUGGUGCCGUCGGUUUGGUUACACGCCGUGUGACAAAGUGUCAGUGGAGGAAGUUUCUUUCUGUAAUCUGUGCGGAAGCUGCCUUGGUGUUCAAUCUGAGGUGCCCUCUGAAGUAGAUGAAGGUCAUAAAUGCGAAGAACUGUGUUUCAAUGGCCUCACGCUACCAUCUACCCUUUUCCCUGAAGUGGAAUUGAGAGAAAAAUGUCUUCCUGACAUACCACGACCUGACGACAACUCAGAAGACCUGGAAAUCGAUGUGGUCGGUGACAUACCCAGAGAAAAGGCAACUAAGCCUCAAGAUGGGAAACCAGUUGUGUAUACCAUUCCGUCAACUCUGGAACAGAAUUGGAUCCGUGAAACGUGUAGCGACAUCGGUGUCAAGCUGAAGACUGUCCAUACCGAUGGAGUAAAUGUGCAGGUUAUUGAAAGCCUUCUUUUGACGGCCUGCAAAAGAUUUGCUCAAGAUCUAUUGCGUCAGUCAUGGGCUUGUGCCGCUGACCAGACUACCUCUUACGGUCCUAGGCUUGUGACACCAAGUCACGUGUACAGAGCUGUCUGUUCUCUUCCUCACUGCGAUUUCCUUACCAGUGUGUAUCUCGGAGAAGUUUUGCCAAAGGAUGAAAAGUAA
Molecule: messenger RNA, 2373 nt
Organism: Pocillopora meandrina
Lineage: Eukaryota; Metazoa; Cnidaria; Anthozoa; Scleractinia; Pocilloporidae
Source: the annotation of a GenBank genome assembly